GUUCUCGAAAAUAUUCAUCUAAAUCAAAAAAACACAGUCAACAUACACCUGAUGAAUUGUCUCUUGAAUAUAUUGAUGAAAAUCAUAUUGCUGCAUUCGAAAAAGCCCUUGCUGAGGAUCCUGAUAAAGAUUUAACGGAACACAUUGCUGCUAUGAGUGAUUUCAUGCCGAUCCAUCAAAAUGUCAAGAAAAAAGUCAAAGUACCAAACGGAUUUGAAGAUCUUGAUUCAUAUUUAGAUUAUGAUAGUUGGAAAUAUGAAAUUCCAUUUGGAUAUUAUGAUUUUAACCUUUUGCAAAAGGUCAAUCUAGAUCUAAAGAACUUAAAACAAGGUCCAACCGAAAAUUUAGCAAUGCUAAAAAGUGCUCUUCAACAUUGCGUAAAGAACAACUUUGCUGGCGUUGAAAAUGUUAGGCUAUAUUCUCAAACUUAUUAUGGAACUAAACAAAUUGUCGAAGAAUAUUAUGAUGAAGCCGCUGAAUCCCUUGAUGUUUUACGGACCACCAAAAGUUUGCCAUUUGAAGAAAAGCGUAAACUUUUUAGAAACACUUAUAAAAAUUAUGGCAGAACAGCUUUAUGUCUCAGUGGUGGUGCAUGUUUCGGUUAUUAUCAUCUUGGUGUCGUUAAAGCUUUAUUCGAUGCUGAUAGCUUGCCCACAAUUAUCACUGGUACCAGUGCUGGUGCAUUAAUUGCUGCCUUAGUUUGUGUGAGAACCGAUGAUGAACUGGCACAAGUCUUGAAACCUGAAUUAUGCCAACGUCUUACCGCUUGUUCUGAACCAUUUCCCAAGUGGCUAAAAAGGUGGUGGUUAACGGGUGCUAGAUUUGAUGCUAAGGAUUGGUCUAGAAAAGUUCAAUGGAUCACAAAAGGAGGCUUAACUUUCAGGGAAGCAUACGAACGAACCGGAAGGAUUCUAAAUAUUUCUGUUAUACCAUAUGACCCACAUUCUCCGCCUAAAGUUUUGAAUUAUGUUACUGCUCCUGAUUGUGUCAUCUGGUCUGCUG
Messenger RNA from Racocetra fulgida, 1002 nucleotides. Lineage: Eukaryota; Fungi; Glomeromycota; Glomeromycetes; Diversisporales; Gigasporaceae. The record is from the annotation of a GenBank genome assembly.